Messenger RNA from Leptosia nina, 537 nucleotides. Lineage: Eukaryota; Metazoa; Arthropoda; Insecta; Lepidoptera; Pieridae. The record is from the annotation of a GenBank genome assembly.
AUGGCUGCAGUGAAUAUUUUCCGAAGUGCUUGCGGUGGUUUACUUCGAAAAUCCACCACAAUUAAAACGCCGGUCGCAUGCCGACUAUCCACCGUAGCUUUACAACAAAAAUAUCAAACCGUUAAAACCAUCGCGAAGCUAUACAACAGUCACGACUUACAGACAGGGGUUUCGUGCGAACGUCGAUACGCCACUGGGCCCGUGCAUAAGAUAACCCCUCAAGAAAUAGGAGAGCGAGUGAUGAAAAAGCCGCUUUUCGUGCGUAACUACGGCCAUGGCGCUCCGUUAACAAUUGAUCUUAUUAAAAGUAGGGUGCUUCUUGUACUGCAACUUUAUGAUAAAGUUAAUCCCGAGAAGCUCUCGCUAGAAUCACACUUCAUGCAAGACCUUGGAUUGGAUUCCUUGGACCAUGUAGAAGUUAUCAUGGCUAUGGAGGAUGAAUUUGGUUUUGAGAUCCCCGAUGGAGAUGCAGAGAGACUUCUGAAACCCAAGGACAUAGUACAAUACAUUUGUGACAAAGAAGACGUAUUUGAAUAA